Laetiporus sulphureus 93-53 is the source of this 624-nucleotide messenger RNA. RefSeq lists its product as uncharacterized. NCBI's taxonomy places the organism in Eukaryota, Fungi, Basidiomycota, Agaricomycetes, Polyporales, Laetiporaceae. Bases 1 to 624 code for a protein of 207 amino acids. The record is from RefSeq and is a predicted model, not a curated record. The transcript has 3 exons.
AUGUUCGCAUACGCAUUGUCCCUCGCCACUGCCCUCCUCGCGGGCUCCUCGCUCGCCCUCCCCACGCUGCAGUCCCGCUGGAACACCAGCGCAUCCUGCGUCGGCCUCCCCGACGGCUCCACCGCCUCGCCGUCAUACAACUUCACGCUCGCGGCGUACAACCUCACGCAGUCCAACGCGAACGACACCGGUGUGCCGCUCGUGCUCGCAUGGGGCCCGCCAGGUACUAGCCCUGCGGCGAGUGAGUGGGUCAUCUCGACAUACGAGUCGUGGGGCUCAAAUCAGUGGCCGUACUUCACGUUGACGGACGGCGGGCUCUACCCCCAGCCCAGCUCCAGCGAGAAUGGCCUCGGAGCAUACGACUUUGCCGUCAACGAGGGCGAUGAGGUCCACUUCAUCGUCACUAUCGCCGAGAGCAACCCCACGGUCGCCGAGAUCUACUGCGCAGCGGACGAAUCGGAGGACUAUGCUGUCCUCGCGGUGAACAACGACGCAGACAACUUCUCGCUCUGCCUCGCCGGCACGCAGAACAAUCUGGUCUACGCGCCGAGCACGAACAACACACUGUACACCUAUGACUCUUGCUACCCCGUGCGCGUAUACCUUCUUCCCUACGAGGGCUGA